AUGUCAAGAUACCAACGCGAGGCGAGCGCGACUGGUCCUGCGCUGGAUGUUGCGCAACCUCUGCAGAUGUUCGCACGUAAUUACAUUAAUGCCCGACGAAUUCAUAAACAGUCUCCUGUUCGAAAGACGCCAUCCAUGCCCACCUUCAUCUCCCUGAAAGUAGAUGAAAUGAGCGGAGAUACAAAUGGAUCCAGCGGAUCUCGACCAUCGACUACGGGACCCGACAGGAAUUAG
Molecule: messenger RNA, 234 nt
Organism: Penicillium taxi
Lineage: Eukaryota; Fungi; Ascomycota; Eurotiomycetes; Eurotiales; Aspergillaceae
Exons: 2
Coding region: 1-234 (77 amino acids)
Source: RefSeq, a predicted model, not a curated record